Messenger RNA from Chanos chanos (milkfish), 2913 nucleotides. RefSeq names its product protocadherin-10. Gene Ontology annotation, molecular function: calcium ion binding. The coding region runs from base 1 to 2913 and encodes 970 amino acids. The transcript is spliced from 5 exons. Lineage: Eukaryota; Metazoa; Chordata; Actinopteri; Gonorynchiformes; Chanidae. Gene Ontology annotation, biological process: homophilic cell-cell adhesion. The record is from RefSeq and is a predicted model, not a curated record. Gene Ontology annotation, cellular component: plasma membrane.
AUGGACCGGACGACUGCCAGCAGUCGGUGGACUUUGGGGAGGUCAGUGUGUCUACUUAUGUGUGCAAUUGGGUUUGAUCUGGUCCUGGCACAGAUUCGAUAUUCUAUUCCAGAAGAACUUGAGCACGGAGCAUUUGUCGGUAACAUAGCCGAGGACUUGGGCUUGGACGUUGCGAAGUUAUCAUCUCGCAGAUUCCGAAUUGUCUCAGGUGCCAGGAAACAGUACUUAGAGGUGAAUUUGGAGAACGGAAUUUUAUUUGUGAAUGAAAAGAUCGACCGAGAGGAACUGUGCGAGCAGAGUCCAACUUGUUUCUUGCACUUGCAAGUCGUCAUUGAAAACCCUUUAGAGUUGUAUCGAGUGGAGGUGGAGAUUUUGGACGUGAAUGACAAUGCUCCGAGUUUCCCAUGGAGCGAGUUUAACAUGGAGAUCACCGAGUCUGCCGCACCAGGCUCCCGAUUCCCGUUGGAGAGUGCACAGGACCUGGACGUGGGCACCAACUCCCUUCGCUCCUACCUACUGAGCACGAACGAACACUUCGUGCUGGACAUCCAGACGCGCAACGAUGGUAGCAAAUUUGCCGAGCUUGUACUAGAGACGCCGCUUGACAGAGAGAAGCAGAAGGCGCACGAGAUGGUGCUCACUGCCGUAGACGGCGGAACUCCGAUUCGCUCGGGCACGGCACAGAUUACUGUCACCGUGUUGGACGCCAAUGACAACGUCCCUUUAUUCGAUCGGUCCGUUUACCGGGUCAGUCUCGUAGAAAACGCGCCAAGGGGGACCCUUGUGCUGAAACUCAAUGCCACCGAUCUAGACGAGGGCGCAAACGGAGACAUUGCUUACUCUUUCAGCGGACACGCGCCCCUGAAAGUGCGCGAGCUAUUCAGCGUGGAUUCUUACUCGGGUGAAAUUCGAGUAAAAGGGAUUGUGGACUAUGAAAAAUCCAGCGUAUAUGAGCUUUAUGUACAAGCUAAAGACAAAGGUCCCUCUGCUGUAGCAGUGCACUGUAAAGUGCUGGUCGAUAUUUUGGAUGUGAACGACAACGCGCCCGAGGUCAUUCUGACCUCCGUGUCCACACCUGUGCAGGAGGAUGCACCUCCGGGCACGGUGAUAGCAGUUAUCAGUGUUAUGGACCGUGAUUCUGGUGAGAAUGGGGAUGUCGACUGCCAAAUCCCCACAAACGUCCCUUUUCAACUUCACUCGUCCUUCAAAAAUUAUUACACUCUGGUGACUAGCGAGUUUUUGGACAGAGAGUCUGUAUCUGAAUACAACAUUACUCUGAUCGCCAGGGAUCUUGGCUCUCCAUCACUUUCCACUAGGAAAACUAUUCUGGUUCAAGUAUCCGACAUAAACGACAACCCCCCGCGCUUUGUUCAGCCGUCCUACACGGUCUAUGUGACCGAAAAUAACGCUCCGGGCGCCUCCAUUUGUUCGGUGACUGCUUUCGAUCCUGAUUCCAAUCAAAAUGCCUAUCUGUCCUACUCCAUCCUGGAAGGGCAGAUUCAGGGCAUGCCCGUGUCUACUUAUGUCUCCAUCAACUCAGACAAUGGAAACAUCUACGCGCUGCGCUCCUUUGACUACGAACAGCUCCGAAACUUUCAAAUCCGCGUGCAGGCUCAGGACGCUGGCUUUCCACCUCUGCACAGCAACGUGACAUUGAAUGUAUUUAUUCUGGACCAGAACGACAACGCGCCUGUCAUCGUAUCCCCGUUACCGAAAAACGGAACAGUGGCUACAGAGAUGGUUCCCCGAUCUGUGGAUGCGGGGUAUCUCGUGGCGAAAAUCACGGCAGUUGACGCUGAUGCAGGACAAAAUUCUCGCCUCUCAUACCAGGUGCUUCAGGCGACCGACCCGGGGUUAUUUAGCGUUGCUCUCUACACGGGCGAAAUCAGGACCAUUCGCCGCUUCGUGGAAAAAGACGCCACUAGACAGCGACUGGUUAUACUAGUCAAGGACAACGGUCAGCCACCCCUCUCAGCCACGGUCUCUAUCGUUUUGUCAGUGGUGGACAACGUGCCGGAAUCCCUGUCAGAUUUCGGCGACCUCGCUCUCAGCCCCCAGCCCCACUCCAACCUCGCACUCUACUUAAUCGUGUCACUGAGCACCGUCUCGCUGAUCUUCCUCGUGGCCAUCAUCGUGCUGGCUGCUGUCAAGUGCUACAAAGAUCGGGACGCGCUCAGCGGUUUCGGUCUGUCAACCUUAGGAGCUGCCUGCUGUGUCUUUGAAUCAGAACCGCCUACCGAGGUGUUCAAAAAAUCGAACCUGAAUCUACAGAUUUCCUCUGGUGCUAAAGUGCCCACGAAUUGCGUUGAGCCAUGCAGUCCCGGCACUCCGAGAAACAACGCAACAACGAAAGGAGCGGAUAACCUUGCCUGGAACGCGCACAGCAGGAGCUCCUCGGUGAAUAAUGGAGCGACUACGCCAAGCGAGCUGAAACAGCCAAAUACUGACUGGCCUCUCACAAAGAAUCAGACAUCCUCUCUGAAAAGCUAUAACUCUGUAAACAUGGAUGGGACAGUGAUGCGCAAAGCCAUGCAUACAGACCCAGAGAACUACGCGAGUCCAAUGGCUGCAGGACAGUACUGGACAUGGGGAACACACAUGAGAGAGUACAGGAUGUCUCCUCCAACUACCAGCGUUCCUGCCCGUGCUUGGACUCCACGCUACACACCCACUCACCACCCUCAACAGCAGCAACCUACCUCUCAUCCCCAUCCUCCGCCUGACUACCAGCAUAAUGUUUACAUCCCAGGCACCCCCUCUGCCCUGUGCACCCUGAGGCCCACCCACCGCAGCGAGCUAGACGUCCACAACUCCUUCUCCACCUUUGGCAAAAGACGUCGACUCAUAUCGGCUUAUGACCCCAGGGAUGACACAGCCCCUGAGGUCAUCAACAAUGACCUUUAUAACGACUAG